Molecule: messenger RNA, 792 nt
Organism: Eimeria mitis
Lineage: Eukaryota; Apicomplexa; Conoidasida; Eucoccidiorida; Eimeriidae
Exons: 1
Coding region: 1-792 (263 amino acids)
Source: RefSeq, a predicted model, not a curated record
AUGCAGACAGAGACAAUAAGCCUGAUGCAGGAUGCUUUUCUUAUGUCUCUGCGUAUCCAAGAGCUGCAGCGGCAGCACGAGGCCAUCACUACAGGCAAGACAGCGGGGCCAGCUGCUGCUUCAACCCCCCCACCUGCUGCUGCUGCUGCUGCUGCUGCUGCUGCUGCUGCUGGGGGUACAGCUCCGGUGAGCGGGGAAGAUACAGCUGCUGCUGCGGGUGCUGCUGCUGCAGCACCAACAGCCUUUGCUGCAGCAGCAAAACGACCCAUCAGCAGCAACUAUGCUGCACCCAUCAGCAGCACUUCUUCAUCUUCCUUAACAUCUGUGGGGCCCCGGGGCCCCGGCCUGCCUGCUGCUGCAGCAGCAUACGGGGGGCCCCCCAAGUCUCCGCUGCUUCCUGCAGCAGCAGCAGCAGCAGCAGCAACAGCAGCACACCACGACCCGCAGCAACCACAACCCCACCAACAAAAUAAAGCCCCUAUGCCUGCACAGCCACACAUGCCGCAGCCUAUGCAUGCGCAGCAGCAGCAACAUAUGCUGCAGCAGCAGCAGCACCAGCAGGUCCAGCAGCAGCAGUUCCUGCAGCAGCAGCAGCAAAUGCUGCAGCAGCAGCAACGUCAGAUGCUUCAGCAGCAGCAGCCAGCACCUUAUCUGCACAAGCAAGCCCAUCCUGCUGCCUCUCCUCAGCAGCAGCAGCAGCAGCAGCAACAGCAGCAGCAGCAGCAGCAGCAGCAGGCCGUCAUGCAGACACAGCCAAUGGGCCAAAUGCCUGUGGGGCCCGGCCCCAUGUAA